AUGAAUACUGGGAGCAGUUGGAAGAUUUCAUUGCUGUCACAACUGACUUUCUGGAAACUUACUGUUGGUGUCGCUGAGGCUAAGAUCUACGGUCUUCACGAGUUCAUGAACAGAUGUGACUGGGCUGUGAAACUUGCUGCCCAGGUCUUUAACUCAUAUCUUGGUAUGGCAAGCAGAUACGAGGUCGUUGUGGAAACUUACCUUCGCGCGGACGAUUUGUGUUUCUUGGAAAGAGUCCGAUGUUCUCUUGUUGCCGAGAGAAUGAGGCUUACAGCAUUGAGAAAGAGUCUCACUGUCCUUCGCAAUACCUCCAAGGACUUAGUCAACGAUUUGGAGGUUGCGCUUUUGAAUUAUGAUACUGAGUCUCAAGUUUGUGUUGCUGCUGUGUCUGUGGUGUUGCUGGAGUUUGAUAGGUUCUUCGACAACAUGAUAUUGAAAUCCUAUCCUAACAGUUCGCCUCAAGAGCUUGAGGAAAUUUGA
This is a messenger RNA of Sungouiella intermedia, 480 nucleotides long. The record is from the annotation of a GenBank genome assembly. NCBI's taxonomy places the organism in Eukaryota, Fungi, Ascomycota, Pichiomycetes, Serinales, Metschnikowiaceae.